Molecule: messenger RNA, 955 nt
Organism: Capsicum annuum
Lineage: Eukaryota; Viridiplantae; Streptophyta; Magnoliopsida; Solanales; Solanaceae
Exons: 1
Molecular function (GO): zinc ion binding; nucleic acid binding
Source: RefSeq, a predicted model, not a curated record
AUGGUUGUCUCAGGCUUUACUGGUAUGAUAAAACACUGGUGGGAUAACUAUGUCUCUGAGGAUGAGAAAAAUCUCAUUUACAAUGCUACCACUCUCGAGCCUGUAGCCCGAACCGUUAAUGGCCAAGAGACUAUAGUUCAAGAGGCACAAGAAGACGCCUGUGCAACUCUUCUUUAUCACAUAGCUAGACAUUUUGUAGGAGAACCAAAACUCUUUCAAGACAGGAGUCUAGAAAUCCUUAAUAAUCUUCGCUGCAAAAACCUUGCAGACUUUCGAUGGUAUAAGGAUACCUUCCUGGUCAAAGUUAUGAUCAGACCUGACUGUAAUAAUGAUUUCUGGAAAGAAAGAUUUAUUAGCGGUCUUCCUCCGUUGUUCGCCGACAAAGUUCGAACAAAACUAAAGGAUAGAUUCGAGGGUCAAAUUCCUUAUAACGUUCUUACCUACGGUGAUCUAGUAAGUUUCAUCACCACCACAGGAAUAGAACUCUGUACGGACCUUAAGCUUAAACAACAGCUUAAGCAAAACCAUAAAUAUGGUCUGACAACUUUCUGUCACGACUACGGAUUCACAGACCUCAAUGAAAGCAGGAGGCAUAAAAGAAAGCCUCCAAAGCAUCAUAAAAGAUCUUAUCCUAAACGAAAGACUUCCUAUAAGGAUCCCUAUAAGGAAUCAAAUAAACCGCGUCGAAAAACCAGACGCAAGGUUUCCUCAAAAUCCAAGGAUACUUGUUGGACUUGCGGCAAAACAGGCCAUAGAGCCAAAGAUUGCACAUCAGGCAAAAAGAAGAAAAUAAAUCUUCUCGAUUUGACUGAUGAAACCAAGGAAAAGCUCUUCUCUAUAAUGGAAGAUCCCUCCGAAGCAUCUGACUCUUAUUCUUCUUCCGAGGAUGAAUACAGCGACGAAGACUACAUCAACGCCGCUUACGAGUCUGAUAGCUCCCAAACCGGGCAAGACU